AUGUGGGGAACUGGGGUCACGGCCGAGGGCCUGUCGGUGGCGCCGGCCCCGCCACCACUGCUGCCGCUGUUGCUGCUGCUGGCGCUGGCGCUGGUGGCGCCCUCACGGGGCGGCGGGGGCUGCGCGGAGCUGGCGUGCGGAGAGAGGGAGCGCUGCUGCGACGCGGCCAACGCCACGGCGGUGCGCUGCUGCAAGCUGCCGCUCCAUGCCUUCCUCGACAACGUGGGCUGGUUCGUGCGCAAGCUCUCCGGGCUGCUCAUCCUGCUCGUACUCUUCGCCAUCGGCUACUUCCUGCAGCGCAUCAUCUGCCCCAGCCCCCGCAGGUACCCGCGCGGGCCAGCGCGACCCGGGCCGCCUGGGGACGCCGGGACGCCGGGAGCCGCGGGGCCGCCCGACGACGACGAUGACUCGCCCGCGCUACUGCGGGACGAGGCGGCCGCUGGCUCUCAGGACUCACUGCUGGACAGUGGCAGUGGUGGUCGGGGCCGGGGAGGUGGCGGGUUCUCGGUCCCCUCCUGCGCCUCGGAGCACGAGCUGGGGUUAGUCUCGCCGGCCUUCCUGCAACUACCCAGCUACGAGGAGGUCAAGUACCUGCCAACCUACGAGGAGUCCAUGCGGCUGCAGCAGCUCAGCCCCGGGGAAGUCGUGCUGCCCGUGUCGGUGCUGGGCCGCCCUCGAGGGGGCAGCUCCGGGGAGCCCGACGGCGGCGAGGGCCGCUUCCCGCUCAUCUGA
Messenger RNA from Pteronotus mesoamericanus, 732 nucleotides. RefSeq names its product chromosome unknown C3orf80 homolog (gene CUNH3orf80). The record is from RefSeq and is a predicted model, not a curated record. The transcript has a single exon. NCBI's taxonomy places the organism in Eukaryota, Metazoa, Chordata, Mammalia, Chiroptera, Mormoopidae. The coding region runs from base 1 to 732 and encodes 243 amino acids.